GCCUGGUCAGGGAAACAAAAGAAAGAGAGCAAUUUUUGAAGAUCAGUAAACAAGAAAAACGCGUCAACCUAGCUCCUACCUCUACAGCGCACGCGUCAAAUCCAGAUACUACUAAUCACCAUCAUCAUGUCUACAAACUCCCUCGGCCUCCCUCUCCCCCUCCCAAUAACAGCAACCUUCGCCCUCCCUUUGACUCUCUACUACCUCCUCCUCCAAUCCCGCGUCGUAGCCCAACGCGUCCGAACCAAAACCAUAAUCGCCCAACAAACCACCAAACCCACCACCACCUCCUCCUCCGAACAAGCCGACCCCCUCUUCAUCGCAACCCGCUCCCAAAGCAACUUUGUCGAAAACGUCCCAUUGGCACUCCUCCUCUCCGCAUUCGUAGAACUUAACAACGGGAGUCAAAAAAUUUUGACGAUUGCAUUGGGAGCUUUAACGAUUGCGAGGGUUUUGCAUGUGGAAGCGGGGUUGUUGGUGAAGGGGAAUAAAGGACGGGGGAGACCGGUGGGGUUUUUGACGACGUUGGGGGUGAAUUUGGGACUUGCGGGGUAUGGGGCGUGGUUGGUGAGGGGGUAUUGGGGUUUUUGAUGAGGGAGAGAGAGGGGGAGAGGGAAUGUGGAUCAUUGGUGAAUGGAGAUGGAAGAGAUGUGGGUAGAAGAGAGCGGAGGGGAAGAGUGAGG
This is a messenger RNA of Cercospora beticola, 683 nucleotides long. The record is from RefSeq and is a predicted model, not a curated record. NCBI's taxonomy places the organism in Eukaryota, Fungi, Ascomycota, Dothideomycetes, Mycosphaerellales, Mycosphaerellaceae.